Messenger RNA from Galeopterus variegatus (Sunda flying lemur), 418 nucleotides. RefSeq names its product semenogelin-2-like. The annotation marks the transcript as partial. The record is from RefSeq and is a predicted model, not a curated record. The transcript is spliced from 3 exons. Lineage: Eukaryota; Metazoa; Chordata; Mammalia; Dermoptera; Cynocephalidae.
AUGGCCUUUCCUGGCAAGAUGAUGUCUGACAUUUUCAUUUUUUCUCUGCUUCUCUUUCUUGAGAAGGAAAUAGCUGUGAUUGGACUCUAUGGAGAAUACCCAAGUACACAGAAAGGCCCACUUGGUCUUGAACCACAAGACAAACCCCAGUGUCAAUCCCAAGACACUGGACCUGUCCAAACUAAGCAGCCAAUAUAUAAUGAAAAGGAAAACCAGACACAAAAUCCUGAGCAAGAUCAAGGUCAUGGCCAAGAUGAAACUAACACUGGACCUGUCCAAACUAAGCAGCCAAUAUAUAACGAAAAGGAAAACCAGACACAAAAUCCUGAGCAAGAUCAAGGUCAUGGCCAAGAUGAAACUAGAAUGCCAGGGGAAAAUUCAAAUAAAGAACCAAUGCCACUCUAUGAUAGACAACAAG